Physcomitrium patens is the source of this 2246-nucleotide messenger RNA. Its product is annotated as GDT1-like protein 2, chloroplastic. Gene Ontology annotation, molecular function: calcium ion transmembrane transporter activity; manganese ion transmembrane transporter activity. Lineage: Eukaryota; Viridiplantae; Streptophyta; Bryopsida; Funariales; Funariaceae. The record is from RefSeq and is a predicted model, not a curated record. Gene Ontology annotation, biological process: calcium ion transmembrane transport; Golgi calcium ion homeostasis; manganese ion transmembrane transport. Gene Ontology annotation, cellular component: Golgi apparatus; chloroplast.
AUUGUUUUAAUACGGCUUCUAUGGACAUAGCUGAUCAGGCAUUAUGGCGCACUACAGAUUUAAUCUGUGGCUGAUGGAUUGGAAGAGAUGAGUUUUACUCAAGGUCUUCCACUUUCGGCCAUUGGUCAUUAACAUGGCGACAAUUCAUAAAUAAAACACAUUCUAAAUGUAGACGUUGAAAGAGAAAAAGAAGUAGAAAGUGUCAUGUGGAACGGGACCAGCUCUUGUUUCUAGACACAGGUGACGACGUAUUGUGCAUGACAACGUGGCACUGAUGCGAUAUCUGCAAGUCUUUUUGGUAGAUGAAAAUGAUUAUCAGGAAUCAUCACAGCAGGAGCAAUAUGUUACCUAGUGGAAAACGUUAGGCUGUAACGCGCGGUUAGAUUACAGGACAUAGAUGACCAUGAUUCUUCGGGACAAGAGUCACCUCGUCUCCUGGGUGAUAGAGGUCCUUGGAAGGAAGAAUAGACCAGGCACCCCACUUCCUGCAAGAGUACCAGUUUCGUUGAAUAAUGAGAAAUAUUCUGCUCUUUAAAGUACACAGUGGGUAUGAAGUAUCAACCGGGUACAGGGUUAAUGCAAGAACAAAUGGAUAUUCCUGGUGUGUAAAAAUAUGAUGCGUAAGAGAGGACGAACCGGGGAGGACGGGGUCAAAGUGGGUUGUGGGCGACUCGCGAUUUCGUAACCUGAAAUAGCACUGUAGGAGCAGAGGGAGGAGAGUGUGAAGGAAUGACAGAAGACCUCAAGCAGUUGAGGAAAGACUUGGAGCCGGGCACAAUCUAGAAACAGAACGCUUUUGUAAGUCUUUCCGAAGCUCGCAUCAGUGAGGGCGAGCCACAGAUAAGGUACCACUCCACGUGCCAAGCGGAGUGCAAUGGGCUGAAGAUGUGCUCUUUUGCCCCCUUGUAACGCACUCAGUCAGGCUGCUCGGCUCAUCUUCUCCUUUCCUUUCUCCUUGCUGUAGCGCAUUGCCGUUGUUGACCUACCCAGCAGCAGCACUUGCUCCCCGAAACGCUCCUUGCCAUGGCCAUGGCACUGCCUGGCUCCUACCUCCUCUCCUUGCGCUCCCCUUUCCCCUCUCUCCUCUGCCUCUCCAUCCCUCGCUCUCGCUGUCUUCGCCCGAUUUCGCGCCCAGGACAAGCUUAUCGAAGUGUCCAACAUCUGUCUGUCCAAAGAUUAAGAAUUCAUGCGUCAUCGAGUGUGGGCCCUUUCGAGUCCGAAGGAAGGCAACUCUCUAACUUGGGAAAAGAUGAAGCUGACAAUUCCUCACUGGAUCACAUCUCCCAUUUAUGUGGGUCUCGAACACAAUCGGCGGCCUUGGCGAACUGAUCGUAACCAAACAGUAUCCUGGCCAAAAGACAAGCAAAAAGCGACCUUACAAGCAAUAGCAGGGGUAGCAGCAUUGGUGGGAUUAGGGACGUUAGGAGGUGUUGCACUGACGCUGUCCAAGGGAGGCCCUGCGGCUUUGAUGGCUGCCAUUGCCAAAUCUGGUUUUAGUGCUGCAUUCGCUCUUAUUUUUGUGUCUGAAAUUGGCGACAAGACAUUCUUUAUUGCAGCUCUUCUUGCUAUGCGGCAUUCUAGAGUUCUGGUUCUUUUGGGAGCAACUGGCGCCCUUUCUCUUAUGACCAUAAUUUCUGUUAUUAUAGGGCGCAUUUUCCAGAGUGUGCCGGCUCAGCUUCAAACCACUCUUCCAAUUGGAGAAUAUGCUGCUGUUGCUCUCCUAAUAUGGUUUGGAUUUCGGUCAAUUAAAGCUGCCUGGGAUUUGCCAUCCGAACAACCAGGAACCGCAGUGGAAUCUUCAGAUUCUGGCGAACUUGCCGAAGCUCAGGAGUUCUUGGAGAAAUCAGAGACUAAGAAAGUAGCCACACCGCUUCAAGUGGUGACUGAAGCGUUCAGCCUUGUUUUUGUAGCUGAAUGGGGCGACCGAUCAAUGCUUGCGACAGUCGCUCUUGGAGCCGCACAGUCUCCUUGGGGUGUUGCUUCAGGUGCCAUUGCGGGACAUGUAAUAGCCACUGCUCUUGCAGUGCUAGGAGGAGCUUUCCUUGCUCAGUACAUAUCUGAGAAAGUGGUCGGAUACACGGGAGGAGUUCUUUUUCUUGUGUUCGCAGCUGCAACACUUCUUGGAGUUUUUUAAACUUCUCGUGUACCCUCAGACUACACAUUAGUAACCAUUGUGUAUUUGUAUUCUAAAUUUUUGCCAUUUGUGGGCAUAUUGUAAACUCCCUAGCGGACCAUUCUUGUCCUGA